Messenger RNA from Salvelinus sp. IW2-2015, 1435 nucleotides. RefSeq names its product calcium channel flower homolog. Gene Ontology annotation, biological process: vesicle-mediated transport. Gene Ontology annotation, cellular component: membrane. Lineage: Eukaryota; Metazoa; Chordata; Actinopteri; Salmoniformes; Salmonidae. The record is from RefSeq and is a predicted model, not a curated record.
CCACAAUGCAACGCGGACGAACCUGGGGGAUCCUCCGAGAAGACGGUGAAAAGAUAACAAAUUAGGGACAAAUUAAGACAAAGCAGUGAGCAACAGCCGGUAGUGGCUAUUGUUAAAUUGACUGAGGCGAGUCGCUGAACCAUUUACUGGGUCAAAAUGAACAUCGAAGAGGCGGCAGCUCCGAAACCUGUCACCGACGAUGAUGGUAUGACAUGGUGGUACCGAUGGCUCUGUAAAAUCGUUGGGGUUCUGGGCGGAGUAUCAUGUGCCAUCUCAGGAGUGUGGAUGUGUGUCACUGUCAACCCUUUAAACAUCGCUGCUGGAGUAUGGAUGGUGUUGAAUGCCUUUGUGCUGUUCCUGUGUGAAGUCCCAUUCUGCUGCCAGUUCAUUGAGUUUGCAAACGCAGUGGCAGCUAGAGCUGACAAAUUCAAGCCAUGGCAGAAAGCCUUCUUCUACUGCGGGAUGGCACUGUUUCCCAUAUUCCUGAGCUUCUCCAUCACCACGUUGUUUGGGAAUGCCAUUGCCUUCGCUACGGGAGUCCUCUAUGGUCUCGCCUCCCUGGGCAAAAAGGGCGAUGCGGUGAGUUAUGCCAGGCUGAGUCACCAGAAACUGGGGGAUGAGGAGAAGCUGACCGGGACGACUGACGGGUCAAUAUAGUGACAUGGCUCAUCCCUCCGGUCUCACAGAGGAGGAACACUAUCCUUAACCAAGGGACAAAGAUGUCAACCCCUCUCCCUCACCAUCCCAUCUCUUUUACCCCACCUCUCCCUCUCUGUUACUGGGUUUAUUUAUGUAUCUAAACUGCUGCAUCUUUGUCUUAUUUGAUGAAAUGUGUCCGAAUAGAUAACUAUAGAUUUUAUGUAAUUUGGUCCUUUUAUAGUGUGAAUUUAGUUUUCCAUGCCAUUUUAGUUCAUGUAAAGGUUUAGCGGUUGUUUUAAUACGUUUUGGGGGUUAUUUAUUCAUUUUUCUGUGCUGUUUUGUUGUCCUGGUUACUGGGGAAUCCAUUUUUGGCAAGUAGGAAAAGGAAUGUACCAUUUUAGCUAAUCUGCCUUUCAGGAAACCUGGGCGAUAGUGAAAGUGGAAUUGUAGUUUUUGUUAAGGAAUUUCCCAAGUCAUCUUACUCUGCUUGUGCCACCGGCAAUUGGAAAUUCGGCCAUUGGGACAGUAAUCCCAAAUGUAUAUCCAUCCAGUGUACCRAAAGAUGGGAGUCCUCUUUUAUAUUGGUUACUUGAGAUAUGAACAAGUUUCCAACUGAACAAGUUUCCAACUGAACAGUUUGAACAAACAUUGAGAACAUUGCAUGUUUACAGAGGACAUAGAACUAUGAUGUCACAGUGAAUCCUAACAACAGUUUUCAGUGCACAAAUAAGAUGAACUAUCUUAUCAGCUUUUGGGGCAUUCUACAAAUUUGCUUGUAAUUAAACAGUCACAGGUU